AUGAUGACGUGUCGCCCUGCCCCCCUAUUGCAGACCGAGGCGGAUGGCCGCUUACGAGGCCACGGGGAGCUUGCCGGCGCGCAGCCGGGGCUGACCCUCGUGCCCGAUCCGCAGCCCGCGCAGGGGUUGCCGGCGCGGCGGCCGUGGAUGCAGGGCGAAAUAGAGCAGGGCGUGCCCAAGCACCUGGCGACGUGGCUGGACCAGGUUGAGAGCGUGCGCCAGAUCUCCGACAUGCUCGCGAGCGCCGGCCAGUGGCAGGCGGGCUGCGCCGUGCGCGUCGAGCCCACGUCGACGGCGGCCGCGGCGGCGCCCAAGAAGCGCGGGCGGCCGCGCAAGGAAGGGCCCUUCACCCCAGAGCAGUCCGCGGUGCUGCAGCACCACCACGCGCGCCAGCAGCAGAUGCUGCACCGCGCGGCGGCGCGGCAGGCUGCGGCGGGCGGCAUGUUCGGCGGCAGGGGGGCGGCGGGGGGCGGGUGUAGCCCAUUCAGGCAGGCGCAGCCGCGUCAGCUGCAGGGCGAUGCAUUAUCGCCUGCGCCGCACCUCCAGGUGCACGGGCAGCUCCAGGCUGCCGCUGGAAACCUGCCCCCGAUGCGCUUUGCGCCUGCUAGUCAGCAGCAACAGCUGCUGCUGGAGCAGCAGCAGCAACAGCAGCAGCAGCUGCAACUGCAGCACUUCUACCACCACCACUACCAGCAGCAGCAGCAGUGGCAGCAGCGGCAACAUCGGCUGUGGCAGAAGCGGCAGCAACGGCAGCAGCGGCAGCAGCAGCAGCAGCAACAGCAGCAGGAGCAGGAGCAGCAGCAGCAGCAGCAGCAGCAAAAGCAGCAGGAGGUUGAAGAGGUUGAUGAGCUGUCAGUGCAGCAGCCGGCCCUGCAGCGAGCGGCAGAGCAGCAACUGGCAGAGCAGCAAGCGCAAGGGCAACCGUCACUGCCCCAGCCGCAGCUGACACCGCAGAAGCAGCUGCAGCCGGUGCGGCAAGCUUUGCACUCAGCAGAGCAGCGGUCUCAGCAGCAGGAGCAGCAGCAAGAGCAGGAGGCGGAAGAGCGACAGGACGACCAGGAAGAGCAGGAGGAGGAGCACAAGCAGCAGGCAGCAAUGCCGUGGGCUACCAAUCUGGAGGGCGACCUGAGUGGGGUGCCAGCUGCACGGCAGCUGCCCUCGAUGCUGGGCGGCCCGCCACCCCAGGCGCCGGAGGGCGCCCCUGGUGGCAACCUCGGGCAGGCGCCUUGCGCCUGGCAGCCGGCGGUGGGGCAGUCAGGGCGCUGCGGCGAGGCGGCCGAGCAGUUGCCGGCUGCGGACGCCAUCGAGGAGGUCUUGCAUGACGCUGCCGCAGAGGACAGCGACGCCAGCGCCGAGGCCGCCCCCGGCAGCCAGAGCCUGUUCCACGCCUGGGGGGCCGGCCAGGGCGCGAUUGGGGGCGGGCGCGGGGGCAGGUGGGGCGGCAGGCCCGCCGGCCGCGGCGGGCGGCGCAGGCGCGACGACUCCGACGACGAAGACUACGUCCCCGGCGCCGAGGACGACGGCGACGAGGCGACGCCGCAGCGCGGCGGCCGGGGCCGGGGCCGGGGCCGCGGGCGCGGCCGCUUUGGGGGCGGGCGCGGGCGCGGCGGCGGCGCUAGGUGGGGGUCGCCGGCCGGGUACUCAUGCUAUGGCGGAUCGCCGAUGGCGAUGGGGAUGGGCGGCCUGCAGUUUGAUGAGCUGCUGGCUGCGCAGGCCGCGCAUGCGUAUCACGCAGCAGCCGCCGCCGCCUGGCAGCAGGCGCAGAUGGGCGCGCUCGGUGUCCAUCAGCAGGUGCCGGCGCAGCACACGCCUGCGGCGAGGCCUGGGCGCGGGGGCGGGAUGCUCGGGGCCCUGCCCGCGCGCGCCUAUGCGACGCCCGGCGGCAGGCACGGGGAGGCCGGCGGCGCGUACGCAGGCGGGCAGGCCGCGGCAGCUGGGGGAUCUCCACGAUGGGGGCAGCUGCAAGGGCAAGCACAGGCGCAGGCGGCGCUGCUGCCACUGCCGGCGGAAGCCCUCGCCUUCCCCGCAAUGCUCCCCGCUGCGCCCCACUUUGCCAUGGGCGGCUGGCCGCUCCAGGUGCAGCAGCAGCAGCAGCAGCAGCAGCAGCAGCAGCAGCAGCAGCAGGAGAACUGCGCGCUAAGACGUUGGUGA
This is a messenger RNA of Monoraphidium neglectum, 2151 nucleotides long. RefSeq lists its product as hypothetical. Bases 1 to 2151 code for a protein of 716 amino acids. The record is from RefSeq and is a predicted model, not a curated record. NCBI's taxonomy places the organism in Eukaryota, Viridiplantae, Chlorophyta, Chlorophyceae, Sphaeropleales, Selenastraceae. Gene Ontology annotation, cellular component: trans-Golgi network; trans-Golgi network transport vesicle; endosome. The transcript is spliced from 2 exons.